Molecule: messenger RNA, 609 nt
Organism: Strongylocentrotus purpuratus (purple sea urchin)
Lineage: Eukaryota; Metazoa; Echinodermata; Echinoidea; Camarodonta; Strongylocentrotidae
Exons: 3
Coding region: 31-555 (174 amino acids)
Source: RefSeq, a predicted model, not a curated record
AUAUGUGCUGUUUAACUAUAUUCACAAACAAUGCAGGUCCAGACUCUCAAGCUUAAUGAUCUCCAGUGUCCAACACCAGCCUCAUCACAUCACCUAGCAGAAGCACUGUCUUCUAUGCCAAACCUGACUGACCUGACACUCGCUGGAAAGGCAUUCACUGAGGAGUUCUUCUCUACAUUGAAAGCAAAGGCCUCAUCCAUACAGGUCCAGACUCUCAAGCUUAAUGAUCUCCAGUGUCCAACACCAGCCUCAUCACAUCACCUAGCAGAAGCACUGUCUUCUAUGCCAAACCUGACUGACCUGACACUCGCUGGAAAGGCAUUCACUGAGGAGUUCUUCUCUACAUUGAAAGCAAAGGCCUCAUCCAUACAGGUCCAGACUCUCGAGCUUAAUGAUGUUAGUUGUUCCACACCAGCCUCAUCACACCACCUAGCAGAAGCACUGUGUUCUAUGCCAAACCUGACUGACCUUACACUCGUUGGAGAGGCAUUCACUGAGGAGUUCUUCUCUACAUUGAAAGCAAAGGCAUCAUCCAUACAGGUAUGUGUGUCCUAAUGUAAAUGUCAUGGAAAGGGUAAUUGAAAGAGAACAAUAGCGGUAAUAGUUAUA